Molecule: messenger RNA, 649 nt
Organism: Budorcas taxicolor (takin)
Lineage: Eukaryota; Metazoa; Chordata; Mammalia; Artiodactyla; Bovidae
Gene: NDUFAF2
Product: NADH:ubiquinone oxidoreductase complex assembly factor 2
Exons: 4
Coding region: 96-599 (167 amino acids)
Biological process (GO): mitochondrial respiratory chain complex I assembly
Cellular component (GO): membrane
Source: RefSeq, a predicted model, not a curated record
GGGUCAGCGGCGGGGGCGUUCCCGCUUUGGUUGCUGAUAUUCCGGCAGAUUCCGGCAGAUCCCGCCGCCCGCCGCGCCGGAGCUGGUGGGACAGUAUGGGUUGGCCUCAGCAUUUGUUCGGCGUCCUGCGGAGAGCACUGUCAAAGGAAGUGAAAGAGCAAGUGGGCACAGACCGGUUCGGGAACAAAUACUAUUAUAUCCCGGAGUACAAGAACUGGAGAGGACAAACUAUUCGAGAGAAAAGAAUUGUAGAAGCAGCAAAUAAAAGAGAAAUAGACUAUGAAGUGGGGGAUAUCCCAACAGAAUGGGAAGCUUGGAUCAGAAAAACAAGAAAGACUCCGCCUACUAUGGAGGAAAUAAUGAAGAAUGAAAUAUACAGAGAAGAAAUUCAAAUGAAAAGCCGAGAUUUUUAUGAAAAAGAAAAGCUGCUUCAGGAGAGCAACAAGGAACUUCCUCCACCAGUUCAAACUCAGAUCAAAGGGCACGCCUCUGCUCCGUACUUUGGAAAAGACGAACCCUCAGUGACUCCCACCAGCACUGGCAAAACCUUUCAGCCAGGAUCCUGGAUGCCGCAAGACGACAAGCGCCACAGUCAAUGAGUGUUCUGUGGUAAAGCUUUAUAUGUAUGUGACUAUUUUAACAAAUAAAA